Aspergillus caelatus is the source of this 2023-nucleotide messenger RNA. Its product is annotated as DHHC family palmitoyltransferase. Gene Ontology annotation, cellular component: Golgi apparatus; endoplasmic reticulum. NCBI's taxonomy places the organism in Eukaryota, Fungi, Ascomycota, Eurotiomycetes, Eurotiales, Aspergillaceae. Gene Ontology annotation, biological process: peptidyl-L-cysteine S-palmitoylation; protein targeting to membrane. The record is from RefSeq and is a predicted model, not a curated record. Gene Ontology annotation, molecular function: protein-cysteine S-palmitoyltransferase activity. The transcript has 5 exons. Bases 249 to 1589 code for a protein of 446 amino acids.
AGUUUGCAACAGCUGGUUGUCACGUUCCUGAUGAUGGACAGCAACAACGUCACUUUCAUCCCCCUAUCGGCCAUAUUUCUACAGAGCCCGAGGCUAUCAUCUUCCCGACCUAUAGUGCCUCCUGUGGCGGCUGUACAUACUUGUUUCCCCGUUCUUGUAUAGAUAAAAUUCAGAUUCAAUCUGAUACUCAUCCGCCCUACCACUUCUCAAUGCAGAGGCAAUUCCAGCCCUUUUACCGUUAAUUUCUGAUGGCGCGUCCAGACAGGCGCGUCAGUUUAGCGGUAGCUAGGAUCAUACCUCUGGUGCUGCUCUGUACUGUCGUUUAUGCCUCCUACGUGAUUACCAAACCACUAUGCAUCGACUACCUUAUUACCCCUCUACCUAAAUAUAAUCGCAGUUCUAGAGUUGGCGCUGGCAUCGCCAUAAUUGUUGUAUAUUACGUUUUGCUCACACCGGUGGUUCUUACAUAUCUUCGACUAUUGUACAAUGUCAUUUGGAACCCCGGCUUCCUCCCGCGAGGUUCUUCAUAUCUUCCUGAUCAACAAGAUACCGAGGCGCUGAACACCCAUCAUCGAGACAGUAAACGAAGGAGGAAAAGCCAUCGAAAGCCAGGGACAGCUGAGAAAUCAGACACAUCAGCUGAGGUAGACCUCGAAAGGGGCGUCGAUCACAACGCUGGAGGAAAGGCGUUCCCCCUGAAUGCAGAAGGGUUAGAGAACUUUUAUACGAAUGACGUCUUUAUCUGCCAACCAGAUGGAAGGCCUAUAUAUUGUUCCACUUGUUGUCAGUACAAAACAGACAGGGCACACCAUUGCCGGGAAGUAGACCGGUGUGUUCGUAAGAUGGACCACUUCUGUCCUUGGGUAGGGGGUGUGGUCUCGGAAACCUCAUUUAAAUUCUUCAUUCAGUUUGUGUUUUACACAUUUGUCUUUUGCACAUUCACUCUAAUUGUUUGUGCGAUCUUCACCGCUGAACUCCGACGAGAGACGGGUGAGGUCAAUCCUCACUGGGCUGUUGGUAUCGGAUUGAGUUGCCUUUUCGGAAUCUUCACACUUGGAAUGACGCUUAGCUCUGUGCAACUUGCGAUGUAUAAUUUGACGACAAUCGAAAAUCUGAAUCGUCGGUCGGCAGUCUGGACAAUAGCUAUACGUGUGCCUAAGCAUAUGCUUUCUAAGCUCGACCCCGAGUCCCGAUGGGCACCCACAUUUCGUACAAUAACUUAUCCUUUACCGCCGAUGCCUCUAACUACUGAGACUACAGCAGAGCAUCAACAAUACCCACCCACAGGGGAACAGCAUGUGUUUGCGAUUCUCCAGACACUCCCAGGCGAAAAUCCUUUUGACCUGGGUACUUCUUUCAAAAACCUCCAACAAGUUUUGGGUUACUCUAUACUUGACUGGUUGCUUCCCCUCAAGCAAAGUCCAUGUGCGGAUCACAGUAGUCUAGAAAGCGCUUUCGCGCUCGGGCCCGUGGUACAGAGAUUGAAGGCUGAGGCUGGCCUUGAACAUCCUGUCACGACAAAUGGCGAAUCCACGGAUCGGUCAUCGAAGCGUAAACGGAGACGAAGCAGAGCUGAGCAACGCAGUUGAGAUACAAUUUUGGCUAAUAAUACUGGGAACAUUGCGGCGGUAUACCAUCAUCAUUAUCAUCAUCAUUAUGCGGGAGUUUUGGUCGUUCUGGAAAAUGCUGCAUCCUCGUUCAACCCUUAGACGAUUUUUCUUUUUCUUCUUCUUUCGUUCCCUUGGAAAUAUUGGUAACGGAGCACUGGUCUGCUUGGACACAAAGCUAUCACGUCGCAUACAUACAUACAUAUUAAUAAGAGUGAAAAAUAUCUUUCAGUUUAGGCCUACUGUGGAAAGGCGUUCUACAUCCCCAGGACUGUAGAUCUCAACUAGGUUGUCUUCCACUUUAGUUCAGAGCUGAGGGGUAAACGUGAUGGAAGCUAUACCUAACAUCUAUAUACUCCGUUCCUCAUCUAAGGCUUGUAUCUUUCUGUAUACUUUGCUAUUCUGGUCGGUUGAAA